AUGACACGCGCCUCGCUUCCUGUUAUUGAUGUUUCGCCCCUAUUUGGUGGCGAAUCCGCAGAAAAGGAAAGGGUCUCCAAGCAGAUUGAUAAUGCAUGCAGGACAUGGGGCUUCUUCUACAUUGUGGGACAUCCGAUUCAGCAGGAGCAGAUUGACAAAGUACUUAAGUUAGCUGAUACUUUUUUCUCUCUUCCUAUGGAGGAGAAGCUCAAAUUGGACGUUCGCAAGGGUAGACUUUAUCGUGGUUACACUGCCCCUGGAGUAGAGGAAGCUGAUGUAGGGAAGGUUUACACGUACGAGACCUUUACGACGGGAUACCAUCUUCCUAAGCACCAUCCAGACGUCAUGGCAGGCAAACCGCUCCGAGGACCGAAUAUCCACCCCACUCAAGUGAGGGGAUGGAUGGAGGGUAUGGAAGGUCAUUACCGCGAUAUGUGGGCACUUGCGCUUGUCCUCCUGCGCGCUAUGGCGCAAGCUAUCGGUUUGCAGGAAGAUUUCUUCGACUCCAAGUUUAUGGAUCCCCUUUGUGAAUUGAAUAUAAAGCACUACGUUCCCUUAUCUCAAACGAAAGAAGAAACUACUUUGCUCAUUGAGCACAGCGAUUUCGGUGUUAUGACGUUACUCUAUCAAGACGCUUCAGGUGGCUUGCAAGUACGUGAUAGUUCCGGAGAGCUGAUGGAUGUGCCACCUAUUGAAGGAAGUUUUGUUGUCAACCUUGGAGACAUGAUGGAGAUGUGGACCAAUGGCCAAUACCGUUCCACAAAGCAUCGUGUGGUAGCCACAGACAAGGAACGGUACUCCAUGCCUUUCUUUUGCAAUCCCAAUCCGAAUGUCAUCGUCAAGUGCCUCGACAACUGUCAUUCGGAGGAGAAUCCACCAAGGUACCCUCCAGUGCGGGCUGUUGAUUGGAUUUUGAAGCGAUUCGCGGAGGCAUAUGGGAAAGAUUACUCAAAAAUGUAG
Messenger RNA from Trypanosoma brucei brucei TREU927, 960 nucleotides. RefSeq names its product iron/ascorbate oxidoreductase family protein, putative. Gene Ontology annotation, molecular function: dioxygenase activity. The record is from RefSeq and is a predicted model, not a curated record. The transcript has a single exon. Bases 1 to 960 code for a protein of 319 amino acids. NCBI's taxonomy places the organism in Eukaryota, Euglenozoa, Kinetoplastea, Trypanosomatida, Trypanosomatidae.